This is a messenger RNA of Morone saxatilis (striped sea-bass), 2409 nucleotides long. RefSeq names its product cadherin-22-like. The record is from RefSeq and is a predicted model, not a curated record. Gene Ontology annotation, biological process: homophilic cell-cell adhesion; multicellular organism development; cell morphogenesis. The coding region runs from base 1 to 2409 and encodes 802 amino acids. Gene Ontology annotation, molecular function: cadherin binding; calcium ion binding. NCBI's taxonomy places the organism in Eukaryota, Metazoa, Chordata, Actinopteri, Moronidae. Gene Ontology annotation, cellular component: adherens junction; catenin complex; plasma membrane. The transcript is spliced from 12 exons.
AUGGCUCCUUCUUGGACAGCAGGAGCUUGGACAUUGUUCGCAGCAUUGGGUCUUAUUAGCUGCUGCAGUUUUGGCUGGUGUGAGCCCUCAAGGACUAGUAGUUUGACCCCAGGAGGGAGUAGACAGGAACAAGGAUCCUCAUCACUUGAACGAGUCAAGAGAGGAUGGGUGUGGAACCAGUUUUUUGUGGUGGAGGAGUACACAGGCACAGAGCCACUAUACGUCGGAAAGAUCCAUACAGACUCUGACGAAGGUGAGGGCAACAUCAAGUACACUAUCUCUGGAGAAGGGGCUGGCUCCAUCUUCAUCAUCGAUGAGCUAACAGGAGACAUCCAUGCCACAGAGAGACUGGACCGGGAAGAGAAGGCCUCUUACACGCUCCGGGCUCAGGCACGGGAUAGGCUGUCCAAUGACCCUCUUGAACCAGAAUCAGAGUUUGUCAUCAAAGUCCAGGACAUCAACGACAGUGAACCCAAGUUCUUGGAGGGUCCCUAUAUCGGCAGUGUGGCAGAGCUGUCGCCCAUAGGAACGGCUGUUAUGAACGUGACUGCAUCAGAUGCUGACGACCCUACAUACGGCAGCAGUGCCAGAGUGGUGUACAGCGUACUCGAUGGAGAAAAGUUUUUCACUGUUGACAGAAAAACAGGGACCAUCAUGACAGCAGUGGCGGAUUUGGACCGUGAGACACAGGAUCGUUACGAGUUGGUUGUCAAGGCAACAGACAUGGCAGGACAAAUGGGCGGUCUCUCCGGCUCCACCACGGUGACCAUAGUGAUCACAGAUGUUAAUGACAACCCACCGCGCUUCCCACAGAAGAUGUACCAUUUUUCGGUGUCAGAGGGGGUGGCUGUGGGGACACCAGUUGGACGCGUCAUUGCCACGGAUGCAGACAUGGGAGAGAACACAGACAUGAGCUACUUGAUCAAAGAGGGAGGGGACCUCUUCAAGGUCACUACCGAUGUUGAGACUCAGGAAGCUGUUGUCUCCAUCAAGAAGCCCUUGGACUUUGAGACCAAGCGCACACACAGUGUCGUGGUGGAGGCAGUAAAUAAGCAUGUUGACCCUCGCUUCGAGGACCUGGUUUCCUUCCGAGACCAGACCAUUGUCCAAGUCAGUGUGUCAGACAUAGAUGAGCCACCCAUUUUUCAACCAGCAGAGGGCGCAAUCAUGGAAGUGCAGGAGGAUGCCAAAGUUGGAGCGCUGGUUGGCAUUGUCACUGCCAGAGAUCCAGAUGUGAAGAAUAAACCUGUCAGGUUUUCCAUCGAUCGGACCACAGACCAGGAGAUGAUCUUCCAUAUUGAUCCUGAUUCAGGCGCUAUCACACUGGGCAAGAUUUUGGACCGGGAGACCGCAGGCUGGCACAAUAUCACUGUGAAGGCUGUAGAAGCAGAUAACCACACCAUGGCUUCCCACUCAGAAGUUAGUAUUCGGAUUCUGGAUGUAAAUGACAAUCCUCCUGAACUGGCAACACCAUACGAAGCCUCAGUAUGUGAAGAUGCCAAACCAGGCCAGUUAAUUCACACCAUCAGUGUGGUGGAUAGAGACGAGCCACAAUCUGGACAUCGCUUCUACUUCACCCUAGCCCCGGAAGCUUCCAGCAAUCGACACUUCACCCUGUGGGAUGUCAAAGACAACACAGCUGGAAUCUGGACCCAGCGGUCAGGCUUUAACCGCCAUGAGCAGAAUGUGUACUUCCUGCCUAUCCUGGUGGUUGACAGCGGGCCUCCCUCCCUCAGCUCCACAGGCACCCUGACAAUUCAUGUCUGUGGCUGUGACACAGAGGGAGCUAUCCAGUCCUGCAAUGCCACAGCCUAUGUAAUGAGUGCUGCUCUCAGCCCUGGGGCACUUAUAGCCCUACUGGUCUGCAUGCUCAUCCUCAUAGUCCUUGUCUUGCUGAUCCUGACCCUGAAACGCCACAGGAAGGGCCAGAGGAUGGCCGAGGAUGAGGAGGACAUGAGGGAUAACGUCAUCAAAUACAAUGACGAGGGCGGCGGGGAGCAGGACACUCAGGCAUAUGACAUGAGCGCCCUGAGGAACCUCUAUGACUUCCCAGAAGCCAAGAGCUGUGACUCUGGCCCGGACAUUCGCUCACUGCCGCAGUGGAUACAGGCUAACAGGGUGGGAGGGGGUGCAGAGGGACCAGCAGCGGCGGCAGACUUCUCCCUAUUCAAAGGCUACAUCCGAAAGAAGGUGGAACAGGCAGAUGCUGACCUGUCGGUGCCGCCGUAUGACUCCUUCCAGACGUACGCCUUUGAGGGCACCAGUUCACCAGCGCUUUCACUCAGCUCCAUCCACACGCUGUCCACCACCUCGGAACAGGAUUUCUCCUACCUCAGCGACUGGGGACCACGUUUCAGGCAACUGGCAGGCUACUACGCUCCAGGAAACCUUGAGGAGGAAGGGUCCUAG